UGCUGAUGAUGGCGAUGAUGGCACCAGAAUGUAAACAAACCACCGCUUGGCUCCUCACGCCACGCCGCGCCGCCAGCAGGGAGGGACCAGCAGGAGCCAGCAGAAGAUUUAGAAGACAGCAGCAAAAAGGAAGACUCAAGCAAAUUAAGCAAAUAAGAAGGAGAAGAGGAAGAUAUUAAGCAGCCGGGAUAAGCAUUAAAAUAGAUAUAGAAAGAAGAUUUAGAAGACAACAGACAAAAGGAAAAUUUAAAAAGAGAAAGCCAAUAAAAGGAAAAUAGGAAGAUAUUAGACAAAUUAAAAGCACUAAAACAAAGACAUCAACCUCUCCUGCAACCCCCCACACCCCAUCACCCCCCCCACCCCAGCAUGGCAGCCAAGGAAGAGAUGAUGGAGGAGGAGGAGCAGAAGGACGAGGAGGAGUUCCCGCCUGGCAUGGCCCCCAAGAUGCUGUCCCUACUAAAGAGUGUCACCUCCCUGGAGAAGGACCUCAAGCCCCUGCUGGCCCGCCCCUACCACGAGGCCUUCAGCAAGCUGUCCCCUCUGGAGCGUGCCAAAGUGGGAAUGAUGGAGAUCUACACCAUCAACUCCCUCUACUGGAUGCUGAUGAAGGCGAGUGGUGAGGACGUGGAUGACAGUCUCCGUGACGACUACAAGGUGGAGAUGGGGCGGCUGCGGGACACUCAGGGGCGGCUGGCGGAGGUGGAGGCCCGGGCGCAGCGGCAGCCCACUGACGCUCGUGUGGCCGCCAGGUUCAUCCGCCGAGGCCUGGGGUUGAGCGGAGACAGAGAGGAAGAGAGUGCAACAGCAGAUGAGGACACUCCCCAGUAAACCGCCAUCGUGGGGAGACAUUGUGGGGAGUAAGGGGAGGAAGAAAAAGAAAGACAACAACCUCCUGAAGAAG
Messenger RNA from Eriocheir sinensis (Chinese mitten crab), 901 nucleotides. Its product is annotated as nuclear nucleic acid-binding protein C1D-like. Gene Ontology annotation, molecular function: RNA binding; DNA binding. Gene Ontology annotation, cellular component: nucleolus; exosome (RNase complex). The record is from RefSeq and is a predicted model, not a curated record. Gene Ontology annotation, biological process: regulation of gene expression; maturation of 5.8S rRNA. The transcript is spliced from 6 exons. NCBI's taxonomy places the organism in Eukaryota, Metazoa, Arthropoda, Malacostraca, Decapoda, Varunidae. Bases 367 to 828 code for a protein of 153 amino acids.